Messenger RNA from Equus caballus (horse), 2206 nucleotides. The record is from RefSeq and is a predicted model, not a curated record. NCBI's taxonomy places the organism in Eukaryota, Metazoa, Chordata, Mammalia, Perissodactyla, Equidae.
CACCCACACUUCAGUCUUGAGAUGUGCCCCCAAAACUCUUCUCACCCAGAACACAUGAUAGUGGGACUCCACCCAGUGAAUGAUACCUCAUUCCCUUUAUUUCUCUUAAGUUUGCCAGGUGCCAAAAGAUUCCGGGAUAGAACGGGCACGAGUCUUUGCCAUUAGGGAUUUUUCAGACUUGGUGUUGAAAUAAGAAGAAAGGAAUACAAUAGAAAGAAAGCCUGGACUGUGGAAUCAGGCAUGGACAGCAAUCCUCUUUAAUAGCCAUGUGACCAGAAACAGAUCACUUAAUCCUUCUGACCUCAGCCUUUCCAUCUCUGAAACAGGGAUCAUAACAUCCACCCUGCAGGGCUGUAUGAGGACUGAGGAUGACACAUGUAAAACUCUUGACGCUGUGCCUGACACAGAGGAGGGACUAGUUGUCUUCCAGUUACCUUUGCAGUUUGGAGAUUCUGUAAUCAGAGCAGCUGAUGAUUCAAACCUUGUGUCACUAAGGUGGGAUAUUUCCCUGUGUCCAUCUCCCCGGUCUCCACCUCUCCCCCAGAAAGAGCCAGGAGGGCGAGAAAGAAUCUGUAGAGGUUCCAGCCUUCCCAGGCCACUUGCAGGAUUGGGCUCCGCUGCUCCCCAGCGCAAACCCCCACCACAGGACAACAGGGGGUCCAGGUUGCUCCCCAGUGGCCUCCCCCGGAAAUGCUCCGUCUUCCACCUCUUCGUUGCCUGUCUCCUACUGGGCUUCCUCUCCCUGCUCUGGCUGCAGCUCAGCUGCUCUGGUGACAUGGCCCGGGCAGCCAGGGGACAAGGGCAGGAGACCCCAGGCCCACCCCGGGUGUGCCCCCCAGAGCCACCCCCUGAGCACUGGGAAGAAGAUGCAUCAUGGGGUCCCCAUCGCCUGGCAGUGCUGGUGCCCUUCCGUGAACGCUUUGAGGAGCUCCUGGUCUUUGUGCCCCACAUGCACCGCUUCCUGAGCAGGAAGAAGAUCCAGCACCACAUCUAUGUGCUCAACCAGGUGGAUCAUUUCAGGUUCAACCGGGCAGCACUCAUCAACGUGGGCUUCCUGGAGAGCAGCAACAGCACGGACUACAUCGCCAUGCACGAUGUGGAUCUGCUUCCUCUCAACGAGGAGCUGGACUAUGGCUUCCCUGAGGCUGGGCCCUUCCACGUGGCCUCCCCAGAGCUCCACCCGCUCUACCACUACAAGACCUACGUCGGUGGCAUCCUGCUGCUCUCCAAGCAGCACUACCAGUUGUGCAAUGGGAUGUCCAACCGCUUCUGGGGCUGGGGCCGCGAGGACGACGAGUUCUACCGGCGCAUCAAAGGAGCCGGGCUCCAGCUUUUCCGCCCUUCGGGAAUCACAACUGGGUACAAGACAUUUCACCACCUGCAUGACCCAGCCUGGCGGAAGAGGGACCAGAAGCGCAUCGCAGCUCAAAAACAGGAGCAAUUCAAGGUGGACCGGGAGGGAGGCCUGAGCACCGUGAAGUACCGUGUGGAUUCCCGUACAGCACUGUCUGUGGGAGGGGCCCCCUGCACUGUUCUCAACAUCAUGUUGGACUGCGACAAGGCAGCUACCCCCUGGUGCACAUUUGGCUGAGUUGGCUGGACAGUAAGGAAGCCAGUGCCUCUAGGCUGCACUGCCUCUCAGGACCAGGACCAAGCCUCAGGCCCCGGGCCAGCUCCAGCAGGAUAUGCAGUGGCCUGAAGUAGUGGACAGCAAGCCCUGUGUUUGCAGCAGCCCCACUCCCAGAGGCAGGCUUGAGCUGGGACAGGACACACACAGGGUGCCUGGGAUGCUGCUGGCAAUAAACAGUGAUGGAAGAGGCUAGGAUGUGGCUUCUGCCUGGAACUCUGCCCGGCCUCCUGCUUGCCCUGCUCUGCCCUCCUUCACGUGCUGAGACCUGCGGGCUUUUGUUCCUUCCCCUGGACCGCCUCCUGCAGAGGUACCGUUAGACCCCAGGCUGCUGACGUGGGUGGCCAGGGUGUUUGGGAGGGACACAGCUGCAGAAACCAGAAUGCAAGCCCCACAGAAAGGGAACAACUGAAGCCAGCUCCAGCUGGAUGUCACCAUACAGGAGUGUGGGCCUAAUGUUGCCAGAUCUUCUGAUUUUUCAGAAGAAACGAGAAUUCUGGAUUCUUAAGUGAAAUCGGUUAAUUUUAAAAUGAUAGCAAUGAAUUGAAACUUUAAAAAAGUAUGGCAGGCCAAACAAAA